AUUUUACAGAAAAAAUCAAGAACUACAAGGACAUCGCAAGUCCAAUUAACAAAAAUGCUUGACUUUUUUAACAUCAAUAAAAGUCUUGCGGAAGGCAAAAUUCAAUCCCUACAUGGGAAAGACGAAUCUAAAAAGAAGUGGACAGAAUUAUCAAAUGAACUGAAUUGCUUGCACGGAGCAACAAAAACGGUGGAACAGUGGCAAGUGGUUUGGAGGGUCUUAAAAAGUCGCACUUCAAUAAAAGCGAAGGAUUUUCGAAAGGCGAAAGCUUUAACUGGGAAUAAAGCUAUUACAUCGGAACUAACGGAUCUCGUAUUGCGAGUAAUAGGAAUAAUAGGAGCGAAAUAUGUCGAAGGAAGCAAAAGUUGUGCUGAAAAUAUCCCCGAAGAGGAGAAUUUGAUAGAAAAACUGGAACAAGGAAAUGAUGAAGUUUUAACCGCAAUUCCACAAGUCAUCAGCAUUUGUCCAGAUAUACCGCAAGAAAUAUCUUAAGACUCAGAAAAUGCUAAUUUCUUCGAUAACUACCAUAAUAACAACGAUGAGAUUCUGAAUGACAAUUGUUCACUACUAAGUAAUGCAUUAGAAGAUAAUACAAUUAUUGAAAUUGGAGAUAGUGAUGAUACUCCAAAUUCCGUU
This is a messenger RNA of Solenopsis invicta (red fire ant), 636 nucleotides long. RefSeq lists its product as uncharacterized. Lineage: Eukaryota; Metazoa; Arthropoda; Insecta; Hymenoptera; Formicidae. The coding region runs from base 55 to 492 and encodes 145 amino acids. The transcript has 4 exons. The record is from RefSeq and is a predicted model, not a curated record.